GUACACACACCUCACACGUAACACACGCGCCUCACACACCCGUCGUCGACGUCUCGCUCCCGUCACCCCUUCCCCUCAAAAUCCAAAGCAUAUCGAUUGUCCUCAUUGCUGAGCGCCGUCCAUCGAUCACGCGCACCCUGUAGGGUACCCCGUGCGAAAAAUCCAAAGCGGCCGACAACUUCGCGGCACUCUCUUCCGUCGAUCUUGCGAACGCGGAUCGAAACUCUCGACUUUCCCCUCACUCCGACGUCGUUGUCGUCGUCCGCUUGCCGCUGCCCGAGAAAAUCGACCGUGCGCGCACAUGACGUCCUCGCCGAUUCGUCACCGUUGCGGUCGCGCGUGACGCUCGAAAACGCGCGCGAACAUGGACAUUACUGCAGUUGUCGGUCCGGUCGUCGCCCACCGCCAUCGCCGUAUCCGUCGUGAGCAGCACUAUCACCACCGCCCCCACCACCAGCACCAACACCACCGCCACCAAUUCUUCCACCACUACCGUCACCAACACCACAAACACCACCGUCAACACCACCAUCGCCACCGCCAACGCCAACGCCAACACCUUCGCAAUCGUCGUGCGACCGUCGAGAUCAGCCACGCAAGUAUGGCGACCACCGGCUAGCGAUGGUGCCCGCGUUCGUAUUGGUGUGCAGCCUGCUGUCGGCCAUCACCGUGGACUCGGCGUGGUCGGCCAGCGGCCCGGUCAUCCAGCAAUGUCCCACACACGGCGAGAUCGCGCCAUGCGUGUGCACGGUGAAGAAGAACGGUGGAUUGGACAUACUGUGUGAGUUCACCGACUUGCAGCACAUAUCCAAAACUAUGGCGGUGCUCAAGGGCAAACCGUCGCUGGUCAUAUUUUACUUGAAGCUGCGGCACAACAACCUACCCAAGCUCCAAGGGUUCGUGUUCCUGGGAAUGGACAUCCGGCACCUGACCAUACACAACAGCACGCUGGCCGUUGUGGAAGAGUCGUCGCUCAGCUCCAUCGGAAAAGCGCUCACUCAACUCGACCUGUCUCAGAAUUCGUUAAGCAGCGUACCGACGCCGGCACUGAAGAGCUUAGAUCGAUUACUGAUAUUCAAUUUGAACCAUAACAAAAUCACCGCUAUCCACGCGAACGCCUUCGAGGGAAUGAGCACGCUAGAGAUAUUAACGUUGUAUGAAAACCGACUGACGAACAUUGAGCCCAACGCGUUCGCCGGCACAGAAAAGAAACUCAAACGUUUGAAUAUCGGAGGCAACGAGUUGAACCGGGUACCCACCGGAGCACUGCAAACAAUGGACAACUUGAAGAAGUUAGAGAUUCAAGAAAACAAAAUCACAACGAUCAGUGAAGGCGAUUUCAUAGGUUUAAAAACAUUGGAUAUGCUGAUACUAGCACAUAAUUAUAUCAAACACAUACCAGCAAAGGUAUUUCAACAUUUGCCUUUACUGAACUCAUUGGAGUUGGAUGGAAAUCAAAUAUCUCAUAUCGACGAAGAGGCAUUUUUUGGUUUGGAAGAAAAUCUUCAAUAUUUAAGAUUAGGUGACAACAAUUUGCAUUCGAUACCAAGCGAUUCCCUUCGUCGAUUGCACAGACUAAGACAUUUGGACCUCAAAGCUAACAACAUAUCACACAUUGCCGAGGACGCAUUUAAUGGUUUCGGUGAUUCGAUCACAUUUUUGAACUUACAAAAAAACGAUAUUAAAACUUUACCGAUGAUGGCUUUCGAAAAUUUGAACUCCUUGGAAAUAUUAAACUUACAAAACAAUAAACUCACACGAGUACCGGAAGAAGCGCUCGAGGCUAUUGUAGAUACUGCCACUGUUAUUGACAUUAUGGAUAACCCAUUGAUUUGUGAUUGCGACCUACGUUGGUACAGGGAUUGGCUGAAAGAGUUACGGCACAAGGACGACGACGAUAUCAUACAAAAGAAACAUAUACUCUGUCUCAUGGAAGAAGAACACAGGGAGUACAGCGUGUUGAAUUUGCCGGUGGAGAGAAUGAACUGCGUGGGCAAAAAGUACUCGUCGUCGGCCAAUGGGAUCGGUGAAACUCGAGUCCUGUCUCGUCUCCUCGUGGUGCUGAUCCUCGCAAUGUACCAGUUGAAAUGAGCGCGCCGGCACACUAAAAUACACUCGCACACAUACAUACACACACAAAACAUAUAAAUCCGUAGCUAAAACCGCUUCAUCACAUCAAUAUAUACGCGUAACUGUAAAGCAUAAUCGAAUAAGCAUUUAAAACUUACAUUUAAUAGAUAAGAUAUCAUAAUAAUAAUAAUAAUGUCAAACAUUACAAUUAUAACACAGAGACCAAUCGAGCGUCGGGAAAAUGAAGCGAACCCGACCGUUGUUGUUUUUUUUUUUUUCUAUCUU
Sipha flava (yellow sugarcane aphid) is the source of this 2355-nucleotide messenger RNA. Its product is annotated as leucine-rich repeats and immunoglobulin-like domains protein 2. Bases 622 to 2091 code for a protein of 489 amino acids. NCBI's taxonomy places the organism in Eukaryota, Metazoa, Arthropoda, Insecta, Hemiptera, Aphididae. The record is from RefSeq and is a predicted model, not a curated record. Gene Ontology annotation, molecular function: protein binding. The transcript has 9 exons.